UUACAGUACAUAUCAAACCACAACGCAGCAUUGCCACCAGCAUUACAGCUGUUAAUAGCGCUACGUUUUUAUGCAAAUGGUGCGUUUCAAAACAAUGUUGGAGAUAUGAUUAAUGUCCACAAAUCCACCGCAUGUCGGGCCAUCCGCAGAGUUUCAUUGGCACUAAGCCGUCGCCUUCCGCAAUCUGCUCACCUCCCCACUGAGGCCGAGGCUGCGGUGAUGAAACACCGAUUCCGCCGGGCCUCUGGCAUCCCUGGUAUUGUGGGCUGCAUCGAUGGGACUCACGUCAGGAUCCAGGCACCAUCUGAGCACGAGUAUCUUUAUGUCAACCGCAAGGGAUACCAUUCAAUCAAUGUGCAGAUUGCUUGUGACGCCAAUUAUAAAAUCUUUAAUUUGGUGGCGAGAUGGCCUGGAUCUACCCAUGACGCACGCAUCCUCCGGGAGAGUGCCUUAUACCAGGAUUUCGAGGCUGGAAGAGUAAACGGGCUGCUUCUCGGCGACAGUGGAUACCCACUGAAACACUGGCUGAUGACGCCUAUAAUUGCUCCGAGGACUGAGCAAGAACGACGGUAUAACACCAUCCACACCACCACUAGGUCACUCGUUGAGCGGUGCAUCGGAGUCCUCAAGCGCAGGUUUUAUUGUCUUCAUGGAGAAAUGCGGAUGCACCCUGAGCGAGUCUGCACCGUAAUAGCAGCGUGCACUGUCCUCCACAACAUCUGUGUCACCAAGAUGAUCCCUCUCCCUAGGCAACACCAUCAGCCGGUGCCGGAGGAAGGUGUUGACCCUGUGGACCAUGCAGGGCAUGAAGAUGUCGGUGGACGACUAGUCCGUACACGCAUAAUUAAUGCUUUAUAA
Messenger RNA from Misgurnus anguillicaudatus (oriental weatherfish), 858 nucleotides. NCBI's taxonomy places the organism in Eukaryota, Metazoa, Chordata, Actinopteri, Cypriniformes, Cobitidae. The record is from RefSeq and is a predicted model, not a curated record.